Sitodiplosis mosellana (orange wheat blossom midge) is the source of this 2945-nucleotide messenger RNA. RefSeq names its product sodium-coupled monocarboxylate transporter 1. Gene Ontology annotation, molecular function: symporter activity. The record is from RefSeq and is a predicted model, not a curated record. The coding region runs from base 754 to 2640 and encodes 628 amino acids. The transcript is spliced from 10 exons. Lineage: Eukaryota; Metazoa; Arthropoda; Insecta; Diptera; Cecidomyiidae. Gene Ontology annotation, biological process: sodium ion transport; transmembrane transport. Gene Ontology annotation, cellular component: membrane.
GCAGUCAGUCAUUGAUUUGAAUUGAAACUUAACGGUUGACAAUCUGGCCGCAUCAGAAAGCCUAAAACUGAUAUUAAACUAAAAUUAUUGCAUUUCAAAACAAAAACGUACAUUUUUCACAUUUGAUUCGCAUCGUAACAUUUGAAAUACCGUUUAUUUUUCACAUUUUUCGGUUAAUUUUUUUUUUUCAUAACUCGCGAUCGAAGCUUAUCAGUAAAUUUAAACAUUUUUUUUUUCAAACGGAUUUCAUGCGGACGAAAUUGGUUCUGUGUGAAAUUUUGGCGCGACAAAUCUGCAAAUCUAAAAAUAAAAGUGAUUGUGGGUUUUGUAGUUUCGAGAUAAACAAAAAACAAAACCGUUGAAGACACAUUUCUCGAACCAUCAUCAUCAACAAUUCAAGUGGUUUGCUACUUAGUCUGUGGUUGUGCUAAGGGAAUUGUGCAUUUUCUUAGUGAAUCAAUUCGAAUGAAAUACAGAAAUAGCCAAGGCUAUAUUUUACAAAUUCAAUUUCGGACGUUUUUAACAAACAUUUGCAAUCAAUAAACAUUAUUAAGGUGAUUUAUUUGGUUGAAGUUAACAAAACAAAGUAAAAAAGUGAAUUGUUGUCGUAACUAUUUGAAAUCAUUUGAUUUAUUCAUUUCAAAUAAUAAACAACGUCAACCGAAACUGAAUCAGGGACUUCAUUUUAAAUAAUUUAACCAAUUCAUUUAUUGGAUCAAGAAAAGUUUAAUUGUGUAUAGAAGAAACCGAAAAAUGGGCAUUGCAAAGCGAAUUUUAUUGCUCAUGUUUGUGAUGCAAAUGAUCUUUCUGGCAAUAGCAAAAGAAUCGCUUGAUCCAAACAUUCACGAUGGAUCAUUUGAAUGCGGUGAUAAAGGAAAUCGACAUGUGGGCACAUUCACCCUUUACGAUUACUCAAUAGUGUUGGGAAUGCUGGUGAUAUCAUUGGGUAUUGGCGUAUUUUAUGGCUUCUUCAGUGGAUCGGAGAAUACAUCAGCUGAUUUUUUGCAUGGCACUGAAAUGAGUUUGCUGCCAGUUUCGCUUAGUUUAACGACCAGCUUCAUCACAGCCAUUGAAUUGCUCGGGAAUCCGUCCGAAAUGGUCUUCAAUGGCACACAAUUCGCACUGAUAGUUUUAUCUAUUUUUAUGGUCAUUCCAGUGGCCGUAAAAAUCUACUAUCCAAUCUAUUUCAAAUUACAACUGACCAGUUGCUAUGAGUACUUAGGCAUUCGAUUCGGCAAAAAUAUUCGCAUCUUUGGCGCAAUUUUGUACAUCAUUCAAAUGUCAUUUUACACAGCCGUUUCGGUUUAUGCACCAGCCAUCGCACUGAACAAAGCCACUGGUUUGAAUACACGCAUUGCAGUCUUUCUCAUUUACUUGGUUUGCAUUUUCUAUGCAUCGCAGGGUGGUAUGAAAGCCGUUGUUAUCGCUGACACAUUCCAGGCAUGUGUGCUCGCUUUUUCACUCGUGUUAGUGGUCGGCCUGGGUCUACAUUUCACGGGCGGCUUUACAGAAGUGUGGACAACAGCUGAUGAAGGAAAUCGUCUAGAAUUUUUCAAUUUUGAUCCGAAUCCUAUCACAAGACACACUGUUUUUUCUGUUGUAAUCGGCGGUUUCUUCUAUUGGGUCUCGCUUCUAUGUACAAAUCAAGCAUCUGUGCAGAAAUGUAUGUCACUAAGAUGCCAGAAAAAAGCAAACAAAGCGCUCACUAUAUCGAUCAUUGGUCUGGUUUUGAUUUUUAUCGUAAACUUUUACACGGGUUUGAAUUUGUUCACGCACUACAAGGAUUGUAAUCCACUGAAAUCUGGGCAGAUCGGAGCCAAAGACGAACUUUUGCCAUUCUACAUUAUGGAUGUUUUCCAUCACAUUCCGUUUGUCAACGGGUUCUUCGUGGCUGGUAUUUUUGCCGCUAGUUUGGGAACUGUCGCCUCGGCGCUCAAUUCAUUAGCAGCGGUGACAAGCGAAGAUAUUGUGAGCACGGGCUUGAAUAUCAAAAUUAACCCAGAAAAAGGAGCCGUUUAUGCGAAAUGGAUGUCAUUGGGAUAUGGAAUUUUAUCGUUUUUGUUGGUAUUUGUGGUUGAGCAAUUAGGUGGAAUUCUCCAGGCCACUCUCACUUUGAAUGGAUUAAUUGGUGGUGUCACACUUGGUUUAUUUUCCCUUGGAGUCUUCUUCAAAAGUGCCAAUUCAAAGGGAGCUCUUUAUGGUGGUGUAAUUUCGCUCAUAUUAGUUGUCUACAUUGGAACGAUGGCGCUGCUACAAAAUGGUGAGGUGCAACCAUUGGACCUAUCAAUGGAGAUGUGUGAAGCUAAAAAUAUAUGCCAUCUCACAAACUCAACCACAACCGAAGAUAUCCCACAAAAAGACAACAAUACAUCUUAUAGUCCAGCCAUAUUUCGAAUAAGUUACAUGUGGUAUUCGUUCCUUGGUUGUGUGUUAACCAUUUUACUGGGUCUCUUCAUAUCAACUUUAACGGAGAAGAUGACAAAGUCCAAAGUAAUGUCGAUCGUUGAAAACAAUGAAAAAUGCUUGAAAAUUAAGGGUGAACCAACCAUAUUUACGGUCGAAUCAUACCGACGGAAAUCGCAAAUGCUUCAAAUCCAAUUGCAGGGAAUUGACAAUGUUGCAUUGAAAAUUGAAGAAUAAACCAAUUUAUUUUUGACAUUUUGACCUCUUUUAGUCAAUUUGAUGCGAUGAGGAGAAAACGGUACAAACACUAUAAUUCGCGUGAUACAUUAAUGCACAAAACAAAAAACAAAAAAACAAAAACAAAUCAAGCAUCAUUAGAAUGGUAGCUGUUCAUUUAGAGCAGAUUGACAUUGUUAUUGACUAUGCAUAAAAUACUCAUUAUACAAUGCAUACAUAUGCAAUUAUUCGAUAGUUUUCUAAGCCAUUUACAAACUUGAUUUAUUAUAUUAAUAAAGAAUGAAUAGAAAUUUUCGACAGUCAUA